Molecule: messenger RNA, 2971 nt
Organism: Boleophthalmus pectinirostris (great blue-spotted mudskipper)
Lineage: Eukaryota; Metazoa; Chordata; Actinopteri; Gobiiformes; Gobiidae
Gene: slc22a15
Product: solute carrier family 22 member 15
Exons: 13
Coding region: 203-1678 (491 amino acids)
Biological process (GO): transmembrane transport
Cellular component (GO): membrane
Molecular function (GO): transmembrane transporter activity
Source: RefSeq, a predicted model, not a curated record
GCCAUUUUAGUUUAGCUUCAAACCACUUUUGAGUUAUUUAUUUAGAGAUUUUUUAUUGCUCCAUUCCAUAUGUGGGAAAAAAAAAGACGAUUGCGGAAGUACGCAAGUGUUUACUCUUCCGCGCGUGCUGCUCUUUGGUGAUGCUAACCCGGAGCGCCUCGGCUGCCCUGGCCCCUGCCCGCUGCCUCAUGCCCGCCCUGGGAUGGAUCUAGAGGAGGCUUUGCUGGCUGUCGGCGAGUUCGGCCCGUACCAGAAGCAAGCCGUAGUCGUCCUGGUUUUGACCCAGGUGUAUAUGGCCUGCCAGUCUAUGCUCAUUGUUCUGGUGGGCACAACUCCCCCGUACCAGCUCAGACAGACGGACGGCACCUCCCCUGGCCCGGCGGAGAACAGCCCGCAAAUCAUCUUCACAGAGGACGUAGACAGCAUAGUGACUGAGUGGUUUCUUAUCAAACAGCAGGCAUAUAAAGUGAGUCUAGCUGGGUCCCUGUUCUUUGCUGGGCUCUUGCUCGGGAAUGUAAUCUUUGGACCGCUGUCAGAUAAAGUGGGCAGGAGGCCAGUGUAUUUGACAGGCCUGUUUUUUGAGGUGCUCUUUGGUUAUGUCACAGUUUUUGCCCCGAGUUAUGAAGUCUUCGCAGCCUCUCGUCUCCUGGUCGGGUUCAUGAACGGCGGCAUCGGCCUCGUGUGCUUCGUCCUCACACAGGAGUACGUGGGAAAGUCCUACUGGGCCAUGACAGGGACUUUGGCCAGUAUGACAUUUGCGGUGGGCAUCUCUCUGUUUGGGGCCCUGGGGUACCUGAUUCGCCCGUGGAGGAGUUUGGCGAUGGCUGCGAACUCCCUGGGCGUGCUGUUCUUCCUCCUCUCUGUUACGCUGCCCGAGUCUCCCCGUUGGCUCUAUUCCCAAGGCCGAGCAGAAGAAGCAGAGGAGGUGUUGCGCUUAAUGGCGGUGAGGAACGGUAACCAUGUCAAAAACCUGGUGCUGCGGCGGGUGGGAGCGGGCCCCAGUGGAGUCCCCUCUGUGGGGGUACGGCAGCUGAUCCUCCACCCCGUGCUCCGCCUCCGGACCCUAGUGCUCAUGUAUAUCUGGUACGCCUGCAGCCUGGUGUAUUACGGUUUGACGCUGGGUGCUGGAGAGACUUCAGGAAAUCGCUUUGUCAAUGUGGCUAUGUACGGCCUGGUAGAGCUGCCCGCAUACCCGCUCUGCAUUUACUUCAUCAACAAACACUGGGCUGGGAGGAGGAAGAGCAUGGCUGGAUUCUUGGGUCUGGCUGGUUCGGCCUGUCUGCUCACCAUGUUUAUCCCUCAAAACACAGAGAUGCUUUUGAACGUGACCUCUUUGGCGCUGUUGGGCAAACUCAUGGUGAGCGCCGCCUUCAACAUCACCUAUGUGUACACGGCAGAGCUCUACCCAACAGUUAUCAGAAAUGCUGGUUUGGGAGUGUGCUCUAUGUCGUGUAGAUUUGGGGGGAUUCUUGCGCCAUUUGUCCCCUCUAUGCGCGCCGUGCACCAGUCCAUGCCCUUCACUGUGUUCUGCCUGAGUGGACUGACCGCUGGGUGCCUGGGCCUUCUGCUGCCAGAGACCCUGAACCAACCUCCAGCCGAGACCCUGGAGGAGCUGGAGAGACCCGCCCCACACAGAGUCCUGGAGAGCAAGCCUCUUUUGUAUGAAGACACACUGUGAGCAUCCCACAAACCAGCAGGAGAUUCAUCUGAAGCACAACUGAAAAUUCCAUCGGGUUUUAAAGGGACUCACGACAGCAACACGGACCACUACAAAUGGACUAAACUACUAUGGUGUUUUCCUCCAUCGUAGUUCACGAGAAAAACAAUUUGUACCUCAAAUUUUGUACAUUCCCCUUUACAAUGGAAAGCACUUCUGUAGCACAAUAGUGAAAACUGAAAACAAACCAAUACCAGUUUACACAAUCCUCCGCAGAUCUGAUUGUUUCCUUUUCUGAGACAGACAGGUUUAAUGCCAUAUGGUGGGAUAUUCUAGCCACAGCAAUAACAUAACAUGGAGACUUGGACCAUGCCUCAGAACAGUUACACAGUUACGUUUAAAAGAGGGUGUAUUACGCAAAAUCAACUUUUUUGUGCUUUGUACCAUGUUAUAACAUCCCCUCAACAAAAACGAGAUGUCAUCCAUACAUGUUUCAGUAAUUUAGCGAUCUCUCCUGGGCCCUAUUCACUCUCUUACGGUUAGCUCUUAACAUUCUUUACAAUACUCCGCCCACAAUCCUACAUCACCCAUAAUUCCACAGAACAAUUCUAGGUAAACAUAGAAAAACAUGAUACAAAAUUUUAAACCACAAUUCACAAACCUGAUGCACUCUGAAUGGGGAGUGACUUAAACCUUUUAAUAUGUUGUUUUUGGCGAAUAUAGCACUUUCAAAACAAUAAAAAGUAACAUGGUGAUCUAAAUAUGUUAUGUAUUAGCAGUUAAUACCCCAUAGAAGUGUAAUACCCCCUCUUUAACUUCCAUUUUUCUUGGAGCUUGGUUAAAUCAUGACUUUAUUUCACUAUUUCAAGCUCAGUUAGCCAUCAAUACUAAUUUAGCAUUUUAAUUAUUUUUAUUUGAAUAACUUAUUGCUUGUGUGUUGAAUAUACAGUACUACAUUAUGUACUUUAAAUACCAUCUACAACUGUGAGAAAUACACGGAGAAUCUCCUAAAAUGGAUACCGCAUUGUAUUGUUUUCAGUGCUGACCUUGAGACUGAAAACCCUUACACUGGUCAUGCCGCUCUUUGCACCUUUUACUAAUGGACCAAUGGGACUGAAGCCGGGCCUGUAUAAGCUUCCUCAUGUGCCUUCUCACACAUUUGUAAUAUUUCCAGUGUAUAAGGGUAAUUUAAAGUGUUAUUUUCAUUUUUACUAUCUGUGCAAAUGUGUGUGAAAUGUCCUGUAUGUUGUGAAUAAGAUUGUACAGUGUUUAAUUAUUUGUCUGAUCGUUUAUGUAGGAAGAAGUAAAGGAGAA